AUGCCCGCGCAACUCUUCAUCCUCUACCGGACAUAUAGCAGCCUCGUCGGCAGCCUCGCUCUCCCUGUCGCCGCGAUGGUCCAAGUCGUCACCAUCGAGGACGUGAGAAGGGGCGCCUUCGGGUGGUUCUGGAUGCGCCGCCAAAAUGGCUGCCCGUGCGGACGCUACGCCUUUUACCACGAGUGCGGCCAUUUGCCAACCAGCCCAAUCCUUCACAAAUGCGGCGGGACGUUAUCCCAAGGCAGCGGCGGUAUAAUUCUCUGCUACCGCCCAGCCCCGCUCGUCAAUGUGCACAACGUUGUCAUCAGAGGACAGUGCAGCCACUGCAGAAACAACAACAACAACAACAACCACCGCUGGGGUCACUAA
Lasiosphaeria miniovina is the source of this 369-nucleotide messenger RNA. RefSeq lists its product as uncharacterized. NCBI's taxonomy places the organism in Eukaryota, Fungi, Ascomycota, Sordariomycetes, Sordariales, Lasiosphaeriaceae. The coding region runs from base 1 to 369 and encodes 122 amino acids. The transcript has 2 exons. The record is from RefSeq and is a predicted model, not a curated record.